AUGAAUUCUUCUCAAACUGGGCUUAUGUGGUUGAUGAAAAUAUUACAAGGAAAUGAAAGUCAUGGUGCUGGAAAUCGGUUAACACAAGAGCGAUUUCAGCACUCACGCGAGAUAGUUAGUCGAUAUUUCAACAAGGUUUUAGAUGUUUUAUGCCAUAUGAGUGUGGAUGUAUUAAAACCACCUGACCAAGAAUUUAAAGAUGUUCCUGAAGAGAUAUUGAAUGAUUCAAGGUAUAUGCCUCAUUUUAAGAAUUGUAUUGGUGCAAUAGACGGUGUGCAUGUGAAUGCAAUAAUUCCUCUUGAAGAUCAAGUACCGUUUAUGGGUAGAAAAGGGAUAUCGACUCAGAAUAUUAUGGCAAUAUGUAAUUUUGAUAUGCAGGUUAUAUAUGCAUAUGUUGGGUGGGAAGGUUCUGCCCAUGAUACAAGAAUAUUUUUAUCAUCUUUACGUGAUCCAACUUCAAAUUUUCCAAAACCACCUCAAGGAAAAUAUUAUUUAGUGGAUGCGGGAUACCCAAAAAUAAAAGGAUUUUUAGGACCGUAUAAAGGCCAAAGAUACCAUCUUCCACAAUUUCAACGAGGUAGCAAACCUAUUGGUUAUAAAGAGGUAUUCAACCAGGCACAUUCUUCUCUUCGAAGUGUUAUAGAACGAACUUUUGGAGUAUGGAAGAAAAGAUGGAAAAUAUUAAGAGAUAUGCCUAGUUAUCAAUACACAAAGCAAGUGAAAAUAGUAAUUGCAUCAAUGACCUUGCAUAAUUACAUUCAAAGGCAUGCUAAACAUGAUCGUCAUUUUGAGAAAAUUAGAGAUAAUCUAGAAUACUGUGCAAAUGAUCAAACAACUAAUGUUGAAGAUGAAGAUGAAAUAGCUAGAACUUCAAAUUCAAAUGAAAUGGACAACAUCAGAGAUAUGAUUGCUAGAAGUUUAAUGAGAGAUACCUAG
Humulus lupulus (European hop) is the source of this 936-nucleotide messenger RNA. RefSeq lists its product as uncharacterized. The coding region runs from base 1 to 936 and encodes 311 amino acids. Lineage: Eukaryota; Viridiplantae; Streptophyta; Magnoliopsida; Rosales; Cannabaceae. The transcript is spliced from 4 exons. The record is from RefSeq and is a predicted model, not a curated record.